Messenger RNA from Sarcophilus harrisii (Tasmanian devil), 2460 nucleotides. RefSeq names its product vomeronasal type-2 receptor 26-like. The transcript has 5 exons. The record is from RefSeq and is a predicted model, not a curated record. The coding region runs from base 73 to 2448 and encodes 791 amino acids. Gene Ontology annotation, molecular function: G protein-coupled receptor activity. Gene Ontology annotation, cellular component: membrane. NCBI's taxonomy places the organism in Eukaryota, Metazoa, Chordata, Mammalia, Dasyuromorphia, Dasyuridae. Gene Ontology annotation, biological process: G protein-coupled receptor signaling pathway.
AACAGUUCGUAGAGUCCUUAGUCAUGACUAACUUCUGAAAAGCAUUCUAUUUGAAAGUUGUAUUAAUGUUCUAUGACAUUUCCCCCUCUACUCACCAGUUACCUGUUCAAAAAUUACCAGCAACACAUAACUCCAUUGUUUACUGUAAAUGAGAUUAACGGGGAUCCCAAUCUGUUGCCAAACAUUUCCCUGGGAAUCCACCUCUACAACACCUAUUCAAAUGAGGAAAGGAUCUUGGAGAGCUCUCUGGAGUUACUGUCUGGGCUGGAGCAGUUCAUCCCUAAUUACAACUGCAGAGAGCAAGAAAAGAUUGUGGCUGUCAUUGGAGGAGCCACAUCAGCUCUUUCUCUCCAGAUGGGGACCCUGCUUGACCUCUACCACUUUCCACAGAUCAGUUAUGGUCCAUUUGAUCCUGCUCUUACUGACAAAGUCCAGUUUCCUUCCCUCUAUCAGAUGGCCCCCAGAGAAUCUUCUCUUCACCGAGGUAUUGUCCGGUUAUUGGUAUAUUUUCAAUGGAACUGGAUAGGCCUGGUUGUCUUUGAUGAUAUGAGAGGUGAGGAAUUCCUCAGGAAAGUGAGCGAGGAAAUGAGCAAGAAUAGAGUUUGUGUGUCCUUCACAGAGAAGAUUCCUAUCAGUGGCAGAAGAAAUAAGGAGUCAUCUGAGGCCUUCAGAUUCAGGAUCCUACUAUCAGAAGUCAAAGUGAUUGUCAUCCAUACUGACACAGAUUCAUUAAUAAUUCUGGCAACCCCAGAUACACCUUUUAUCCCAACAAAGAAAGUGUGGAUUGUCACAUCUAACUCAGACAUUGCUGUGAGACCCUUCUAUCAUUAUGGUUACACUUUCCAUGCAAAUCUCUUUUUUUCACACUUGAUGAGGGAAUUUCCUUUGUUUGACACUUUUCUACGGGGACUUAAGCCUCCUCAAACUUCACAUAAUUCUGAGCUUUCGGCCAUGCCUUUUAAGUGCUCAGGUCAAUCAGAAAUUCCUGACCAAGAAUUAUAUUCACCAAAUGCCUCCUUAAAGGAUUUGCCUCGGAACCCUCAUCAAAUAACCAUGUCUAGCUUGAGUUACAACAUCUACAAUGCUAUUUAUGCUGUGACUUGGGCUUUCCAUGAAAUGCUGAUGAGGAAAUCUGAGAAAAGAUCAAUGAGAGAUGAAGAAUCUGUAUUAUUUCAUCCAUGGCAGCUUCACUCCUUCCUGAAGAACACACAAUUUAAGAACAAAAUUGGUGACCAAAUAUUUGUGGAUGAGAAUAGACGCUCUGAGACUCAGUAUGCCAUUAUGAAUUACGUGCACUUUCCUAAGCAGAGUGAUCUUCUUAAGUAUGUGGGGGAUUUUAUUCCAGAAGCUCCACUUAGUCAAGAGUUUACAAUUUGUGCAGAUGCCAUAACAUGGGACCAGUGGGGUUCAAAGGUUCCCUCUGCAAUAUGCAGUGACAGGUGUCAUGCUGGAUUUAGGAAGUACCUUUUGGAGGGGAAGGCUACCUGCUGUUUCAACUGCUUCCCAUGCCCAGAAGGGGAGAUUUCCAGUCAGAUGGAUGCUGAGCAGUGUAAGAAGUGCCCAGAGGAUGAAUAUCCAAAUGAGCAGAGAGAUCGCUGCCUCCCCAAGACUGUGACCUUCUUGGAUAUGAAAGAAACUUGGGGGAAGGCCUUGACCUUUGUGGCUGUUUCAUUCUCAUUACUGACAGUCCUCGUUCUGUGGGUCUUUGUAAAGUUUAAAGACACACCCGUUGUCAAGGCCAACAAUUGUAACCUCAGCUAUAUGCUUCUCAUCUCUCUUUCCUUCUGCUUCCUCUGCUCCUUGCUCUUCAUAGGCCGUCCUACCACUGCUUCCUGCCUUUUGCGACAAACAGUAUUUGCAGUUGUGUUCACGGUGGUUAUUUCCUCCAUUUUGGCCAAAACUAUCAUCGUGGUUCUGGCUUUCAGGGUUACAGGGCCAGGGAGCAGGAUGAGGAUGUUCCUUCAUUCUAGAAUGCCCUACUAUGUUGUUCUCAUCUGCUCCGGAAUUCAAGUGCUUUUCUGUGCCAUCUGGUUGGGGACUUAUCCCCCCUUUCCAGAAACAGACACACUCUCUGAAUCCAGGCACAUCAUCCUCACAUGUAACGAGGGCUCUGCUUUUGCAUUUUACUGUGUUCUGGGCUACAUGGGCUUUCUGGCCCUGGGAAGCUUCACCAUAGCUUUCCUGGCCAGGAACCUGCCCGAUGCCUUCAACGAAGCCAAGUUCAUCACUUUCAGCAUGCUGGUGUUUUGCAGCAUCUGGAUCUCUUUCCUCCCCACAUAUCAGAGCACCAAAGGGAAAGCCAUGGUAAUUGUGGAGAUCUUCUCCAUCUUGGCCUCCAGUGCCGGGUUACUGGGCUGCAUUUUUAUUCCCAAAUGCUAUGGGAUCCUCUUGACAUCAGUCAAAAAUACCCCAAAACAGAUCAAAAAGUCUUCUUUUUUUAAAAUGUAAUAUGUUUAUUUU